GGCUUGUUAUGACUCCUGUCUAACGGGAGGCACUCGGCUUUGCUGAGCCGCCGAUUGGAGGCUGUGCGUGGUGGCGGACACUGAAUCACAGGCCCCGGGCUCCUUCCCCCUUGUACCCCAAAGGCCAGCCGCGCGCCCUACACCCGCUCCCCCUCGACCGGUCCCGCGCCAUGCAGGCUGCCCUCUUCCCCUCCGACACCGAAGGCGACGACACGGGCGCCCGGGCGCUGCUGGCUCUCAAGUCGGCGCCUUGCAGCCCGAGCCGGUUGAGCGCUCAGCUCAAGAGCGGCGCCGUGCGCUGGGAGCUGGGCCUCGACCCGCAGGCCCCGCCCGACGCCGCUAUCGCCAAGCUCGAGGGCCGGGAUUUCGAGUACCUGAUGCGGCAGGAGUCGGUGACUAUCGGCCGCGACUCGAGCCAGGGCCCCGUGGACGUGAACAUGGGCCACUCGAGCUUCAUCUCCCGGCGGCACCUGCAGAUCACCUUUCAGGAGCCGCACUUCUACCUGAAGUGUCUGGGCAAGAACGGCGUCUUCGUGGACGGGGUCUUCCAGAGGAGGGGAGCUCCGCCACUGCCGCUACCCCGACAGUGUAUGUUUCGUUUUCCCAGCACUGUGAUAAAGAUUACUUUUACGUCGCUUUACAGUAAGCAGGAGGUGAAGGAGGAGCAGCCACCAUCUCCCAUCCACCCACUCCGCCCACAAAUUUCACCACUCAAAAUUAACAUUCCUGAUCCAAAUAUUGAGCUGGUCAGUCCUAUCCCCUCACCCACUGGUACUAUCAGUGUCCCUAACUCCUGCCCUGUGAGUCCACGUGGUGCUGGCUCUUCUGGUUACCGGUUCGGGCGCAACAUCACCAGAGAUCUCCAGCUAGCGGCAGCGUUCGCAGAAAAAGCAGCAUCCGAGCAACAGGCAGAAACAUCUGGUGGUGACAGCCCCAAGGAUGAUUCAAAGCCUCCCUACUCCUACGCACAGCUGAUUGUACAGGCCAUAUCUUCUGCUCAGGACAAGCAGCUAACACUAAGUGGCAUCUACGCACAUAUCACAAAGCAUUAUCCUUACUAUAGGACAGCUGACAAAGGAUGGCAGAAUUCAAUUCGACACAACCUUUCUUUAAAUCGCUAUUUUAUCAAAGUACCACGGUCGCAGGAAGAACCUGGAAAAGGGUCAUUUUGGAGAAUUGACCCCUCCUCGGAAGCAAAGUUGGUGGAGCAGGCAUUCCGAAAACGCAGACAGCGAGGGGUCUCUUGUUUCAGGAUGCCAUUUGGACCCAUCUCCUCCAGGAGUGCUCCUGCAUCUCCCAGUCAUCCAGGCCUUCUCUCUCCUCACUCGAGUGGGCUGCAGACUCCUGAAUGCUUGUCGCGUGAAGGUUCACCUAUUUCGCAUGACCAUGAUUUCACAAGCUCCAAGUUGGCAUCGGUGCCAGAGGGUCGCUUCUCUCAAAGUGCACCAGGGUCUCCAGUUAGCGGCCAGCCUGUUAUAAUGGCAGUUCCUCCCCAACCUCCUGGUGUUGUCACAAAAUCAAUGGCUUAUAUGCCCACCUCCCUAAUAACUACCCAACAAUCCACUGGGCAUGCCAUUCAUGUGCUUCAGCAAGCUCCCACUGUAACCAUGGUGAGAGUGCUAACAACAUCAGCCAACACCUCGAAUGGCUACAUCCUUACCAAUCAGAGCCAUAUUGGAAGUGGACAGGUCAUACACGAUGGUUCCCGUGACCAGAAAGGAGUCCUUGAUGACAAGUCUCUUGUGACCUUUACAAAUGUACCUACUGGCAGUCGAGUGAUUCAAACUGUUAGCAGUCAAAUGUCUCAACAUGUACCUGGACAGAUGGUUACUAUUCUGCAACAGGCACCAGCAACGUCCAUGGGGCAACAUCAGCUUCCAGUGAAGACAAUAACUCAGAAUGGCAAACAUGCUGUUCCUGUGACAAGCCUUCAAGGAAAUACUUAUGCUAUAACUAAUCCACUACAGAUCCUGGCUGCGCAGGCUACAUCUUCCUCCCCUGUAGUUAUGAGCAAGCACCUUGUCACUGAACCACAACAUCCAGCUGUGUCUCUAGGUGAGCCUGAUGCCAAACGGCCCAAGAUGGACGAGUCAACUGGAUCAGGCUCGGGUCUUGCCGUGAUCACAUCAACUCCACAAAUGCAGGGUGCCAGUGAAUAAGGAAAACCCGGAAUCGAGGAAACCAAUUACAGUGGUGAAGAUAUACUCAAGUAUGUUCCACAGAAAAAAAAACAGAAUUCCAAGGUGCCAAACUGAUGGGAGAAAGGAAAUGAAAAAAAGCAAGCCUACCUUGAACUGAAGUGCUCGUUUUUAAUGAGGAAACGAGACCAGCUGAUUGUCGGAUUAAGGAUGGCUGAGGUGGAGAAUGCAGCCAUCUGCAUAAUUCAGGCUUUGGUCUUUUAUAAGCCUUAAUUUUAAAAAUGUUAUAAAGGAUUGGUGGGAGGGAAGCAGAUGAAAUGACUUGAGUUCCUCUAGACACAGUGGGGUCCUGCCAAGACUCCAAUCUUGGUGAUGUGGAGAUAGUACUCAGUAAAUGUGCUAACUUAUGUUCUUAAUUACUACAAACCAUAUCGGUACUGCUGACUUGCCAAUUCUUGUGCACAUAGCCUUUUCAGGAGAACAGAGAAUUUACUAGUUUUGAUGUCUAACAAUAUUGCCCAGAUUACAUUGGAGAUAUUUAAUUUCAUCGCCCAGUAUCUCAAAAUUUAAGCCAAUUUUCUCUUUGUAUAUUGCACUUCGCUAAACUGGACCCCCACAAUGUGGCUCAUCUGGGGAAAACCAUGAGGGAUCCAUUAUAACCAGAUAAAUUGUUUGGGUGAGAAUAUGGAAAUAUGGUAGCUCCUAAAUGAGUGAAAUUUAUUUUUAAAAUGGAAUUAAUUAAAGCAAGACAGGGCAGUUUAUUAAUACUGUUAAAGUCAGCCUCUUUUGGAGGGGGUGGGGUCAAAGGAGGAAGAGAAUAAAUGAUGCCUGUGCCUUGUGCUUAAUGUCAAUACCUGAGAUAUAACCAGAUUGGCCCCUGUGCUAAAAUUAGUUUUCUUAACAGUGCCUGCUUCACCAAACUUUAAAAAUAUUGCCUCACUGAGUUACCUCGUCCAACUUGACAGUGGUGUUUUAAGUUUUUGUUUUCAAUCUGUGCAGUCAUGAGGUAACGAUAGUUUUCCCCCAGUUCAUUAGCUGAGAAAUGUUUGAAGUUGAUGUGACAUGGUGGAGCUUUCAGCAUUUCUGUAACUUGAAUUGUUGAGGACAGGCCUUUCUUUAACAUAAACGCUUCAAUGGAUAAAACAAAGAGCAUUUCAUGUGCUGACUAUAGCAAAAUGUCAAAGAGUAAUUUUUUAGAAAAAAUGCACUUGCAAAUUGUACAAACACAGCUACACUACUUUCGUCAUUGAAUUCAUUCAGAAUUUCAAUCUUCAAUCAUAGCAUGCAUACAUACUCCACAUAUUUUAAUGGAAUUGGACUUCCAUUUUAGAAGUGAGAGUUACAUGUUCCUAUUCUGAACCAAUGUUUAUGUAUGCAAGUAGCUUAAGAAAUUGGUACAACAAAUUGUGAUCAACUGGGUCUGAUUCACUGUGCUCUGUUUUGUUUUUGACAUGCUGGGGAGACAGCAGUAAUAUUGUGCAGCAUUUUAAGAACCAUCAACUGAUUUCUGUAAAUCUCACAAGCUCAUUUAUUAGCUUAUGUUUGUAGAUUUUGUAUUCCACUAACGUUUUGUGUUUAUACUUGCUUCUCAAAGUUACAUUUCAGCAAAAAACAUUUCCUUUAAAUCUCCUUUACACAAAUGUAAUUGUCUCACAGCCAAUAUGGGUUUGAUCUAGUUUGUAGUUCAUUCCUGACACAGUUCAGUUUGUGUUGGUAUCGGUGAUGUUGGCUGGAAAAGUCAUGUUGGAGGGCUCCAUUAAGACUGGCUCAAGGCUGUUCUAUUAGUAGAUUUUUUUUGGCAAACUGGAGUUGUAUUGAGAGUAGUAAUGAAUUGUUCUCUACGAGACUGUGCACCUCCUUGAUACUGCAGAUGUUAAAAUAUGAAGCUGUGUUGCGUGGAAAUUGAGUUUCUAAAGAUUAGUCAUUCUAGCGAGCCCUUUGUUAAUUUUGGGAUAACAUACAGUUUCCAUCUGCACCAUUAACAAAGGAAAUGUAACAAAGUAUAACUAGCAAACCAGUAAACUAAAAUGAUGACAACCUGAAUUGGAUGUGAUGCUUGUAUAACUACAGCGUUUUAAAACAGUAGUGUUGGCUCGGUCAGUUUUCAGAAAAAUGAUGAUCGAGGCGGUUCAGAUGUGGAAGUGCACUUGUUUGACAAAGCUUUAUGAUAGAUUCAGUGGAAACCUGUUAAAUGUGUCUCUGUACAGAAUAAUAUGAAAUUUCAGAAAUAUGUCUUCUAAAAUUGAGCCACAUUAAAAUGUUUUAACAGCUUUCCACUGUAAAUAACUAACUUUUUUUAAUAUCAGUGAGACUUCUGCAAGAAUUUCUCUUCUUUAAUCUGAAUAUCAUCCUGAAGAAUGGCAACAGUCAGGAAUGGGAAAAGAAUAUUUUGAAGCUCAUUCUUUAUAACCCAGAUUCUCUCAUCAUAGCAUCCAGUUGCAUUUUGAGCAACCUCAAUGCCUUUAUUACUUUGUCUGACAGAUUAUUUCAAGUAUUUAUUAUAAAAGUUUUUAUCCCUGGUCUUUGCUUUAAAUGUAUUUAGUAGUAAUUUUUGUCUAGAUCUUCUGAUCCUACUUUUGACCUUCGUUUUGGGUAACUUAAAAUUUCAGAGCAGUAAACUGAAAGUAUUUGAUUUGGUGAGGAUGGGGUGUUAGUGCUCAAUUCAGUGAGAUUUCAUUGCAUUUAAACUUCCUCAAAGUGAGAUUUGAAAUGCAAAAGCAAUUGACUAAUGGGUUAAUUAGGUUCUUCUACUUUUUUUUUUAAAAAGGUAUAAUGUAAAAUCAUAGCACCGGAGAAUAAAUUUUAAACAUUGUAAAACAAUUAUUGUUAUUGACUAGUUACUCAAAGAAUUCUGCGUAUCUUUUAGAUUAUAAACUACAAAUUACUUUUGUGGGGGUGAGAGAGAAAUGGUGCAGCAUACUUAAACUGGGACAGAAAUUGUGAGGUCCCCACUUCCCCACCCCAAGUCUUCAUUUCUUGCUUAUUCACCAGAACAUCUGACAGACCUACACUUGAAGCCCAUCGAAAAAAAACUCUGAACUUAAUAUUGAUGGUCCUUGUAACUUCCUCCUUGUCAUUCAGCAUUCCAUACACCAUGCACUGUAUUCCAAUUGAUGACAAAAUUGCAUGCAAUUCAACUGGAAUUUUUCAUGCUUGAAAUUAAAUUUGCUACUGCUGUGAAAAUGUAUAGAUAGAAGACGAAUUGCAACUCGAUUUUGAACAAUGCAAGUCUGAUGUCGGUCUGUCAACACAACCUGCCUGAUGAGGGCAAUGAUAGUCAAGUCUGACAUGAAAUAGAUUUUUUUCUUCUGACAAUGCAGUACAUUCACAAUGUACACAAAGCCACAUUUCUCCAUUAUGAAAUGAAAUCAGUUUCAAAUGUUUAAAUUUGUAAUAAUCAGCAAUUUAUAAACUGUAGUGCAGUCUAAUCCCUGUUGUUAGCAGUACUUGCCAACUCUGAUUGUAUUGCUGUCUAACAUUUUUGAGCACAACCGUCCCACAUCUUGUAAAAAAAGUUUCUAAAAGGCAUGUUUUUAUCACCUGAAUAGAAUGUGCUGCAGGUGAAAAUACUCAGUAAGGACAUUUUAUAUAUUUAUUAAUUGUCAACCAACAAAGUAUAAUUCACACAGUGCAAAAUAUUUGCAAUGUCUGUUUCCAAUCAGUCUUUAAUACCCAAAAAUAAGCAGUGAAGGUGAUGCACUAUUAUUUGAAUAUUUUUAACAAUGUAAUUAUAGCGCUGUCUCCAAAAUCCGUUUAUAAUACAGAUCCGAGCAUCUCCAAACAUGGGUUUGGGAAAAGAAAACGGUUUCAAAAACUUUAAUUUAUGAUUUGGAUUUUAAAGUAUAAAUCCAGUAUUUGAAUUUCUUUGCAUUGAGGGUUAUCUUGAAUGGAAUGGAAUAAUUUGGAAAUACCACAUGGGGCUAUAUUUCAUUGAUCUGUAAGCAGUGCACAAGUUUAAUUUUACAUGUGGGAUGAAGCUUGAUUGCAUUUUCUUAAAAAUGUACUAUGAGAGAUAUCAGUCCAUGUAGUGUCUGUCUCAUUAAGGCUAGUACGGUACUAAAGAUAAAUAUGAUUAUUUUUUAGUAUUAGCUAAUCUUUUGGGCCUAAGUUAAUAUUUUCAUGGGUCCGUCAGUUCUUCUUUCUAUUAAAAUCUUUAGAUAAAUCAUUUCUCUUUAUCGCUGACUCUUAAAUUCAAAUUCCAAGUCAUUAUUUUUGUUAACUGAGAAAUUUAAUUUAUGACUAGGAGACGAUAAAGACUGCAGAUCCUGGAAACCAGAGUCAGUAACUGUGGAGCUGGACGAACACAGCAGGUCAGACAGCACUAGAGGUGCAGGAAGGUCAGCGUUUCAGGGCAAAACGUUGACUUUCCUGUUCCUCAGAUGCUGUUUGACCUGCUGUGUUUAUCCAGCUCCGUGUGUAUUGAAUUUGAUUUAAGCAUCUUUGUGUAAUUUUCUUUGUUUAAUGCGACAUUUCCUAACUGAAAUUUGAAAGAUUCGGGCUGAGAUUCUGUUCUAACAGAAUGCUCCAUAUCUGCCGGGUUCUAGCCAUAGGACAGUAGGCAAAGCCCCCAUCAGCCCUUUAUUAGUCAACUGACUAUUGUUUGUUUCUGCUUCUUAGUAAUCUUCCAGAAGUCAACAUGUAGCAGAUGGAAGGAAAUCUGAUCUCACCAAAUUACUGCUAACAAAUUGUGAAGGUGGGAAUGAGGCCUCAUCCACCAUAAGAUUACCCAGAUUAUGGGGAAUGUAUAUUUUUCUCCCACAAUAUGUUGCAAGCUAUGCAGUUUAUUCUUCUUUACUUUUACUCUGUGCCAUCUUCAUCCCACCAUAUUGCCAAUAAUCAAAUCUGUCAGCUAGCAUUUUUGGUAACUUCGGUCGGGGUAGAGUAAUAUCAUAUACACAGGUGAAUAAACAUGUUACUUCGCAUCUGCUACCAAUGGCUGUUGUAUAAUUCUGUAAAAAUAGAACUGAGAUCUAUUUAUCUCCAUUUGAUUUCAUUUUAAAAUCCAGCUCAAGCUCUUAGACUUUUCAGCAUUGAGAAAUUUUCCCAAAUAUUGUUCAAAUGAAUAAAGUGUCUUCCACUCAUAGAAUCCCGAAGUGCAUAAGGAAGCAUUUGGCCCAUUGAGUCUGGACCAUGCAUCCCACCAAGAUAGCCCCUACUCUGUCCCCACAAUUACCAUGGCUAAUCCACCUAACCUGCACAUCUUUGGACAGUGGGUGGAAACUGGAGCACGCAGAGAAAAAAUACACACGGAUGGCAUGCACACUCACAUAGAAAAUUGCCAAAGGCUGGAAUUGUACCUUGAUCCCUGGUACUGAGAGAGAGCAGUGCUAACCACUAUGCCACCCAAAAAUGAAAAUGACAGUUUGACUUUUGCCAGAAAUCAUCCUGCAGUAGUAAAUUCCACAAUCCAGAAGGUUUUGAAUGUGUUAGAGACAUUACAAUGCAACUUUUUCUUAAAAUUUUAAAACCAUUCACUUUUACAACCAAACAUGUAGCUCUUGUUCUAUUAGCAUUGUGGUAAAUAAUUUCAGUAAGGAUAAGAACUUAAUUGCAAUAAUAUUGAAAAUUUACAGUUUAGAACCAUGCAAAUUAAUUUCGUCCUGUAUCAAAAUGGUUUUUUAAAAAAAGUCUGUUUGUUGGUGGUCUUCUGCACUUUUUGUGUUGAUCAUUGCAAGUGCACUCAAUACUGCACUUCAACAUGUUGGUAUGCCUUUCCUUUAGUUUAUAACAUGGCCUAGUAGAUAAGUGAAAGGAAGCUAAUUUGCAAACAAGUACUUUCACUCGGCUGUGGUACUUCGUAUUUUGUAGCUUCGUGCUUUGCUAGCCAUGUAUUGCCAGCAGUCUCUGUUAUUAGAAGGAAUAGUGCUGCUACUUCUGUGGUGGACAAUUAUAAUACCAUGACACAGAUUAUCUCAGGUAUAUCUCAUGUAUAGUGAGGAAAACAAAAUGGAGCAAUGAGCUUGAGCAUAAAUUGUCCAAAUCUGCUUUUUUAUUUUAAACAAAAUGGAGCAAUGAGCUUGAGCAUAAAUUGUCCAAAUCUGCUUUUUUAUUUUAAAGUGUUGAACUUUUCAAAUUAAUGGCAACAAACUAGAUGCUGCUAUGAGAUAGUUAUUAAUGUGGACUAUCUGCAAACUUCUGUAAAAGGGCAGAGAGGCAUGUCUGCAUUCUUCUUAUCUGGUCAUCUAGGUAGACUUAACCAGCAGAAAUAGAUCAGUAGUUAACAGCACAUUUCAGAAAUGAUGGGACAAUGUUUGAUCCAAUUGUUUUGCAUGUUACAAUUAGUUAGCUUCGGAUUUUGUAGAAAAAUAAUUCAGAAAAAAGAACAGUAACUUCUGGAAUUACAACGUAGCUUCAUUAGUUUCUGAAAAUAAACAAAUUAUUUUUUUCUAAUGCAGGCUGCUCAAGUUUGAUAAAUUUAAUUCUCCAUUCUAAGAAAAUGCUGAUCAUCUUAAUAAACUAGCUAAGUGGCAGGGUAUAUGUUAGAAUGAAUGUGUAAAUUAAGAUGUUAUUUUGAAUGUAACUGUUUGAUCGGAGACUUUUCACUAUUCUGGGCACAUGGUAUACAUCUAACUAAGGAUAAUGUCUAAUUGAGCAGUGCAGUGACAAUUUUAUGUAUUUAGAAAACCAUAUAAAUACUACAAUUGGCAAAUUAAUUGUCAGGUUUUUUCCUCAGUGAAUACUACACUGCCUCACCCUGUGUUAUUCAAUUCAUUAUAAAUCUGUGACAGUUUAAGGAGAAAUAAAAUCAAACUCUUAUGUUUUUCUACGUUUGCAGUUUUAUUUUUAAACCAAUACAUUGUUUUUAAAAGUUUAGUAGGAACUCAUUAAAAUUAAAGUUGCAAUUUUAAAACAAUGUAACUUUUUUGAUGCAUAUUGUUUAAUUGUACAGAUUUUUAGGGAAGUUAGUGCCUAAUUAUCGCACAGGAGUUGUUAUGUUUUAAACGCUAGUUAGCUAUCCAAAGGGGUCCAGAAGCAACCUCCACCAAACUGUUCAAAAUUACUUGCUGGCCACAAAAGCUAUUUUUGUGGCUUCUUAACUAUAGGUUUUAUGAUAUGCCAAAUUAUAUAAUCUGCUUUGCUCACUGUGUGGGACCCUAUAGAGCAUGUAAUAUCUCCUAAUAUGUGAAGUUAUAGAUAAACCUUUCUUCAAAUAAUCUUUUUCAUUGUAUUUUUCUAACAAAAGCACAAUGUUUGAAUUUUAGUUUUGAAAGAAAACAAAGUGUAAUAGUAAAUAAAUAAUUUCAUGAUUUCUUUGUUUAGUUUAUUUAUGGGUGUGUAAAAUGGACAAGUAUCAGAUUUGUUUCCAAGUUUUGACUUCAGUGAUUUACACCUCCAAUGUUAACAGCUGUUUAAUGCAUCUUAGGGAAAGGUGAUGCCUUUCUGGUGAGGCUGCAACCUGUGGCUUUCAUUUGGCACUAAGAGAAUGGAAUAAUUUUGAUUGUUCCAAACAUUUCUGCAAUAUUUCCUUUACAUUUAACCUCAGUCUGAAAAAGGCAGAGUAGAAAGCACACAGGAAAAUAGCCUCCAAUCUUGUGAUUGCUCCCUAUUCUGUUGUAUUAACUGCUGCUUCUUAAUGUGGAUUUUCAAUUAGCUGCUUAGAUUUAAGUGAAAAUCAAAGUUAUUGCAGACAGUGUAGAAAAGGUGUGAGACCUUUAAUGGUCUCUGGGGGAGAGAAUGUGGUUUCAGCUCUGCAGGCUGUGGUUACAACUUCACCUACAUCUGAAUCUGAAAAUGGUCCGACUGAGGGACUGAUAGCAUGCUUGGUUCCCACAUGUAAUGAAUGGAUGCUGAUUUAGGUUUUCAGUUUAAAAUGUGAAGCCACCUUUUCUGUAUGGUGAUGGAACACAACCUUUUAAUAUUUGUUCUUGUCUUCAAACAAGUUUCUACUUUAUUUACAACUUCAGGUGAAGUUUUGCACAUCAAUAGAUUUUAUCUUGCUAGAUUCUUCAAGCUGUCUCAUGACAAUGUUGUGAAAGCAGGUCAAUGAGGUCUCCUAACCUUUUAUGUGCUAAUGUACAGGAAUGUGAUCAAGGAGGUGGAUUUCUUUCAUGCACUAAGUGGGGUUUAAAAAAAAGUUUACAAUUUCCUUUGGCAUAGGAUAGGACAUUCACACCCCCCCCCCCCCCACUCCCC
Messenger RNA from Stegostoma tigrinum, 10271 nucleotides. RefSeq names its product forkhead box K1 (gene foxk1). The transcript is spliced from 9 exons. Gene Ontology annotation, biological process: regulation of transcription by RNA polymerase II. Gene Ontology annotation, molecular function: RNA polymerase II cis-regulatory region sequence-specific DNA binding; DNA-binding transcription factor activity, RNA polymerase II-specific; protein binding. Bases 171 to 2159 code for a protein of 662 amino acids. Lineage: Eukaryota; Metazoa; Chordata; Chondrichthyes; Orectolobiformes; Stegostomatidae. The record is from RefSeq and is a predicted model, not a curated record.